CCAAUCCAUAACCAUAAUUUGGCAUUUGGUUAUUGUGUUCAUUAGGACAAACUCGCACACUUUCUUUUCUUUGUAACAGAAUCCAGCUAAUAUUAAAAAACUCCAUCCAUCACAACACACGCCACUAAACGCUAACUACUUUUCUUUUCUUUUCACUUCUCAAUAUCUUCUUCCUCUUAAAUAAGAAACAAAUGAAGUCGGUGAUGGAACUCAUCUGAAGCGGUUAAAUCGAAGAGAGAGAAUGGCGGUGGAAUACACUUGCUGCGAAUCGGAGUUCUUCAUCCACAUAUUGGUUAUCAUCUUCUUGGUAGUCUUCGCUGGUUUAAUGUCCGGACUCACCUUAGGUCUCAUGUCUCUCAGUCUCGUUGAUCUUGAAGUUCUUGCUAAGUCUGGUACUCCGAACGAUCGUAAACACGCCGUCAAGAUAUUACCUGUUGUGAGAAAUCAGCAUUUAUUGCUUUGUACUUUGCUGAUUUGCAAUGCCGCCGCCAUGGAGGCACUUCCUAUUUUUCUUGAUAGUCUUGUUACUGCUUGGGGUGCUAUUCUGAUUUCAGUCACGUUGAUUCUUCUCUUCGGUGAGAUUAUACCCCAAUCAGUUUGUUCUCGAUAUGGUUUGGCCAUUGGUGCAUCAGUCACUCCUUUUGUCCGCGUGCUUGUAUGGAUAUGUUAUCCAGUUGCUUUUCCAAUUAGCAAGUUGUUGGACUAUUUGCUGGGUCAUCGAAAUGAAGCCCUUUUCCGCAGAGCCGAGUUGAAAACACUAGUAGAUUUGCAUGGUAAUGAGGCUGGAAAAGGUGGGGAACUGACACAUGAUGAAACAACAAUAAUUGCUGGGGCACUUGAACUCAGUGAGAAGACAGCCAGUGAUGCUAUGACUCCUAUAUCUGAAACAUUUGCUAUUGAUAUUAAUUCGAAGCUUGAUAGGGAACUGAUGACUGAAAUAUUGGAGAAAGGACAUAGCAGAGUCCCAGUCUAUUAUGAGCAGUCUACUAACAUUAUUGGACUAAUACUGAUCAAGAACUUGUUGACUAUUCAUCCAGAAGAUGAAUCACCUGUGAAGAGUGUAACCAUACGCAGGAUUCCAAGGGUUCCAGAAAGUAUGCCGCUGUAUGACAUUUUGAAUGAGUUUCAGAAGGGGCAUAGUCACAUGGCCGUUGUUGUACGACAAUGCGAUAAAACCAAGCAACCAUCUUCCAAAAAUGAUUCAAAUGAUUCUGUGAAAGAGGUGAAGGUGGAUAUUGAUGGUGAAAAGCCUCUCCAAGAGAAAGUCUUGAAACCCAAGAUACCAAUCCAAAAGUGGAAAAGCUUUCCAAAUACUAACAAGUCGAAUAGGGGUGGUUCUCGGAGCAGAAAAUGGUCUAAAAAUAUGUACUCAGAUAUUUUAGAGAUAGAUGGUAGUCCCCUUCCAAAUAUCCCUGAAGAAGAAGAAGCUGUUGGAAUAAUUACCAUGGAAGAUGUUAUUGAAGAGCUUUUACAGGAGGAGAUAUUUGAUGAGACAGAUCAUCAUUUUGAAGACUCAUGACAGUGGCUUUAUCAUUAAACCUUCCGUUUUCAGAAUUUCGUUGUUUGGACCCAAUAGAUAAUUAGAUAAUGCGGUUUAAGCCUUAAGGUGAGAGCUGCUGUUUAGAGAUCUGAGGUGUGAUUAGAACAUCAGUUAUGAAAUGUAGGGACGAGAAAGCUGUUAAUACUUGUACGUCGAACUUUCUUUUUAGAGAUGUACACACACGGUACACUAGUGUGUCUUUAAGGCAACGAGGCAUGCCAGCAAAUCAUGGUAUAUUUUUAGUUGAUAACUACUUGUUUGGAUUACAUUCUCCUAUUUCGCAAGAACAUUUCGUGAAUUUGACUAA
Medicago truncatula (barrel medic) is the source of this 1847-nucleotide messenger RNA. Its product is annotated as DUF21 domain-containing protein At2g14520. Bases 242 to 1519 code for a protein of 425 amino acids. The record is from RefSeq and is a predicted model, not a curated record. Gene Ontology annotation, cellular component: cytoplasm. Gene Ontology annotation, biological process: intracellular manganese ion homeostasis; magnesium ion homeostasis. The transcript has 11 exons. Lineage: Eukaryota; Viridiplantae; Streptophyta; Magnoliopsida; Fabales; Fabaceae.